Messenger RNA from Podarcis lilfordi (Lilford's wall lizard), 2617 nucleotides. The record is from the annotation of a GenBank genome assembly. NCBI's taxonomy places the organism in Eukaryota, Metazoa, Chordata, Lepidosauria, Squamata, Lacertidae.
AUGGAUUGCAUUUGCCUGGCGGUGGUGGGCGGGGCCUCUGCCGCGUCUCCUCCUCCUCCUCCUGCUGCUGCUGCUGCUGCUUCUGGCCGCGCGGGCUCCGCUUGGGAGGCGCCCUGCCUGGGGCUGCCCCGGAUCCUUCCCCGCAGCCGCUCAGGUUUGGGCAGCAGCCAUUUCUCGCUUCCUGGCGUCGGGAAAGGAGGGCCGGAGCCGUUUCUUUGUUUGAUUGGCGCCGUAUUCCGCCCGCGGCUCGCAAGAUCAAAAGACAAGGUGGUUUCCUGCCGGCUGUUCAACUGCUUGAAUUCAGCAGUGGGCACCGUCUGUAUAAACUGGAGUGUCCACCCUUCCAAGUAUUAGACUCUCUCCUCAUGUUUUAGCCUCACAAGAGCCCUUUCAGGUAGAUUAGGUCAAGGGAUCCCUGACCAUUCGGUCCAGUUGUGGCCAACUCUGGGGUUGCGGCGCUCAUCUCGCUUUAUUGGCCGAGGGAGCCGGCGUACAGCUUUCGGGUCUUGUGGCCAGCGUGACUAAGCCGCUUCUGGCGAACCGGAGCAGCGCACGGAAACGCUGUUUACCUUCCCGCCAGAGCGGUACCUAUUUAUCUACUUGCACUUUAUGUGCUUUCGAACUGCUAGGUUGGCAGGAGCAGGGACUGAGCAAUGGGAGCUCACCCCGUUGCGGGGAUUCGAACCGCCAACCUUCUGAUCGGCAAGUCCUAGGCGCUGUGGUUUAACCCACAGCGCCACCCGCGUCCCACUUGAGGUAGAUUAGACUGAGCCUAAUUCCUAGUCCUGUGCCAUCCAGUGUGUGUCAUGAUUAAACCAGAAUCUGAACCUGGGUUCAAACCCUUCACUGAAUAGAUUUGUGUCUCUUUUUUAAAAAAUCAUGGCAGCCUGCAUCUUUCCCUUCUGUCUCGCUUUGAUGGAGUGUCUUGAAUGCUGUGGUGCAGUAGUGUCCCCCUUUGAAAUACAAGGAUAAAUAGUUGUCUUAUUACAAGCCACUAGUGGUGGGAGAGAAUCCACUAAUCUGGUGCACAGGCCCAUCAAUUGGUUUCCGAAAUGGGGAUUCUGAGGCACUUUUUGCAACUAACACAUUGCAGGGCUGCAACAAAUUGUGAGAGGUUAAAAAAUGAAAAGGCAAAUGUGAAUGAAUGCGCCCAGUUAUGUUAAAAUAAAUCAGUUUACUCAUUUUCCUCUUAAUUAUUAACAUGAGUGGGAAAUGGGAUAGUACUGUAGUUCUUCAAAAAAAAAUAGUGCUAAGAUUGAUCACUUUCUUAAUAGCAUAUUCAAAACUUAACAUGUUUUCAUCUGCUAAUAUUGGAAUCAUUAGGGUAUCACAGAAGCAUUUAAGAGGUCUUGUACUUUGUGCUUUACAGUCGGAGUGAGCAGAAAAGGUAGAUCAGGUUCAGCUGAUUUGCAGGAGAAUGGCAAAGAAAGCUCACAGUUACUUGACAAAGGCUGCAGCAAAGAAGCUUUACAGUGGUAUCUCUGGUUAUGUAAUUUCGUUGCUGAAAGGGAAAAUGCUUUUUGGGAAAACCAGGAGUGGACUUACACAUGAAAGUGUAAAAUUGCUUCUAAUCCUGAAAACAAAUUCCUGGGCUGGGCUUGUACUCGGAGGCACCCUGGCCCUUAAUUCUAAAGGUCUGCCUGUCCCACCAGUUUGCAUCUGGCCCUGACAGAUGAAUCUCAAGGUACUUUUGCAGAAGCCAAAUAGAUCCGUCAAGUCUGAAGUCUGUCCACCCAUGUGUAAUUUACAAAAUGCUAACAUGACUAAAAAUAUGGUUCCUUGUCCCAAGAUGCUUACAAAUUAUUUUUUUGGAGAGUGGAACAAGAGAAAAGAAGGCAAGGGCAGCAGUAGACGAAUAUGGAAGAAAGAAUUGCAUAUUUCUGGUUUAGUAUUGAUGGGAAAACAACUAAGAGGUUGAGACAAAAACAAAAAGGCAGCUCAAGCAACCAAAUAUAUUAAUUUUUUUUAUUACUAAUUUGAUACUUGCUAAUCUCCUUAUUAAGUGUACUUGCUUUUACUAACUUGGACACUUUCUACAUUAAAUCCAGUUUGGAAUAAAAUCUGGAAGAAACUAAUAGCCAAGUUUAAAUUUUGCCUCACUACUAAAUCCCUUAAGAUACCCUAAUAUCAAUAGUACCAGUAGCUUCAAUGGCAAAUUGUUCCAGAAUCUAGGUGAUACCUAAAGAUAAGAUACUCAGAGUAGUCCCAUUGACUCUUUACUUAAGUAAGUUGAUUGCAUCUGGUUAUGACUUACUUGGAUAUCACUCCAUGUCCUUAAGUAGAGCCAGUGUUGUGUAGUGGUUAGAAUGUUUGAUUAGGGAGACCUGGGUUCAAUCCCCACUUGGUGAUAUAACUCACUUGUUGACCUUAGACCAAUCAGCAGUUCUCAGCCAAGCUCACCUCACAGGGUUGUUGUAUUGAUAAAUUGGGGGAAAGGACCAUAUAUGCCUCCUUGAGCUCCUAGGAGGAAAUGUGAGGUGUGCAUGUGAUUGAUAAUUAAAAUGACAAAACAUUUUUAACUUUUCCAUAAGCCUACCACCUAUGAAUUUAUUGUUAUUGUUGAUGCAAAACUUAAGCCAUCACUUCUGCCGUUUAUUCAUUGCAGGCAAGACCAUGA